Molecule: messenger RNA, 2076 nt
Organism: Ectocarpus sp. CCAP 1310/34
Lineage: Eukaryota; Phaeophyceae; Ectocarpales; Ectocarpaceae
Source: the annotation of a GenBank genome assembly
GCACGGUUUUCCGCAGGGUGUCGAUGCUUCACCUACGAGUGGAGCCCGGCACUCCGAGGCAUCUGUGGGCCCGUGCUAACCCACGUGACGCGGAAGACACCAAGAGGUGCAAGACUUCGCGCGUGCCGAUGGUAAGGCCGCGCGCGGUUACGUUGAGCCUGUCGGGUUCGGAGCGGAAAGGUAACAACAACAGCAUCUGUGAUGCACAGGCGUGGAGCGAUUUCAUUUCGGCAUCCACUUCAACGAUGACGUCAGCCGGGUCUAAUGGCCCCCGAAUCUCAAGAGGGUUGGGUUCAGUGACCACUUCAACCGGUCGGACGAGAAUGCCGCUGGUUGGGAUCCCGUGGCCAGCAUCGCUGCAAGUUUUGCAGACUGGUUGCAUGCGCAAUGAACCGAUUGAUGAAGUACCGCUGCCCAGGUCCCUGAAACAGCUCACUGCUGUCAAAGGCUUCAACCGGUCUAUUGACCAGGUCGAAUGGCCAAGGUCGUUGGAGUCGUCGCGGUCUUCGACCUUGGGGCUACGCUUUCACCGCCGCAUCGAUCAGGUAGUCUGGCCGCGGUCGUUCCAGCAGCUGACCUUCCACUACAACUUCCAGCACGUUGCUGGUGAGAUAACGUGGCCGUCCUCGUUGCUCGAGAUGUUCCUCUGGGACAAUUUUCGGCGGGCUGUGGAUAACGUGCUGUUCCCAGUGGCGCUGCAAAGGCUGAAAUUCGGGUGGAACUACAACAGCGCCGUUGACGCGGUAGCUUGGCCGGCAUCGCUACUCGAGCUGAACUUUGGUGUUUUGUUCAAUCAGCCCAUCGACAACGUUGCGUGGCCGGCGACCCUGCGGACUCUAAUUCUAGGGCGGGACUUCAACCAGCCCAUUCGUAAGGCCGCGUGGUCGGCGUCCUUGCUCCAGCUGUCCUUCGGGCAGGCAACCAACCGGUGGACGACGUUUCUUGGCCACCGUCCCUGCAAGAGCUUCGUUUCGGGUGCGGCCUUGCUUCUCGUGGGGACCAAAAGCACGUGGGGACCUUGACCACCUACGCAAGGAUGGGCGACGGCUCCGACUUCAACCAGCCGAUAUAUAAAACCGCGUGGCCUUCGUCGCUCCAGCGGAUCACCUUCGGGCCGUGUUUCAACCAACCGCUAGACGGCGUCUCCUGGCCGGCUUCGCUUCGGCAGCUGGCCUCUAGCCGGGACUUCUGCCCGCCCGGCGAGGGGUUCGAGUGGCCGGCGUCCCUGGAGCGGGUGACGGUCGCUUGCCCGCCUGAUCGCGCGCUGCCGUCGUGGCACGGGGUGCAAGUCUUCGGGGUGUGGAGUGCGUGGUGGAGUUGUCAGGUAAUAGCAGGGCGUUCUUGGUGAAUCGGCCGAGGGGUGCGUUGUAAGUGCUCGGAUGUGGAGCGGCUGGUAGGAAACUUAUCGGCUUGUUAAGUAGCAGGACUUGCUUGAUGUAGAGUAGGUGUGCCAGUCUUCCAGGUUGUCGAGUGUCUGAUGGUGGGACAGGUGUCCGCCAAUAGCGGACGUGCUCGGUGAAUCGGCCGAGAGGGGCGCGAGUGUUUCGAGGAUGAUGUGGAUCGGCUGGUUUUUGGCAGAGUUAUCGGCUUCGAAUUGGAAGGGCUUGCUUGAUGUAGGUGUGCCAGUCUUCGCGAUGUGGAGUGCCUGAUGGUAGGGAACUUGUCGGCUUGUUUAAUGGCAGGGCUUGAGCUUGGUGCAUUGGUCGAGGGGUAUGAAAGUUUUCGGAAUGGGGAGCGGCUGGUGGUGGGAGAGUUGUCGGCUUGUGAAACAGCAGGCCUUUUUCUUGGUGUUUUGGUCGAGGGGAAGACUGGGUAGGUGAAGACCGGGCUCCCAAUAGCAGAGAGACCAACAGCGUGACGAUGCGCUUGAGUACGUAAAGUUGUGGGUUUCUAUAUAAUCUCUAGCUGUAACAUCUUGCGUGCAGGGAGCGCAGUUAGGUAGGUGCUGAUGUUGAUGUUCAAGCUAUCUCAGAGAUGGGUCAACAUUUUAGUUUUGGUUGACGGCCAGCAAGUGACUUCGUCCCGUCACACAUGACGUACAUUUGGGAGCAAACAAGAAAUUUGGUCUUUCACGGA